Canariomyces notabilis is the source of this 1148-nucleotide messenger RNA. RefSeq lists its product as uncharacterized. Lineage: Eukaryota; Fungi; Ascomycota; Sordariomycetes; Sordariales; Chaetomiaceae. The annotation marks the transcript as partial. The record is from RefSeq and is a predicted model, not a curated record. The transcript has 2 exons.
CGCCUUUCUUGACUUGUGCCAUGUCAACGGUGCUCUGUUUGGCAGCAAUCAGCGACAGCGACAGCGACGGUGUUCUGAGUUCUGUGUCGCGGAUCCUCUUAACUUCCAAAUGCUUUCCCUAACUGUUGCUUCCUUUCCUUUGCGACUUAGAGGUGGACAUAUCAGAAUUCACGUUCUUAUCCCUCGCUCUGCAGUUCCCUUAAGCAAACCGAUUUCGGGCGGACCAGCGACUGCCACCUGAUUCAGCCCGACUUCGUGACGUCGGGCGUCGCCAGGCCUCUGUAAUCCCCGAUUUCGGUGCUGCACCGCAGACAUGCUUACCGAUCAAGAGAUCGCCCGGGCUGCGGCCCGGCUCGCUGAAUUUCGGAGGAGCGACGCGCUCUCGCAAUUGCUAGAUCAAUACGAGGUGUUGCUCGACGACUAUAAGCGUUUAAAGAGCGACUAUGAAGAGGAGAGAGAGGCCAGAGAAAAAUACAAGCAAAUGGCCAGGGACCAGGAGCGCAAUCCUUUCGUCUUAGUCUUGGUUGAUGGCGAUGGAUACGUCUUCAACGAGAGCCUGAUUGCUCAACGUGCCGAAGGCGGUAGCAGCGCUGCGCAGAUGCUUAACGACGAGAUCAAGGCAAGCUUGCGGCGCAAGGGCUUGGAGCACUGCCAGGUCAUGGUCCGCAUUUAUGCCAACGUCUUUGGUCUCUCCAAGGCCCUCUCCAAGGUUGGUUUGGGCGGUAAUGAGAGUCGAUCUCUUGGCCCCUUCAUCGCUAGCUUCAAUCGAUGCUAUGGCUUGACCGAGUUUGUCGACGCGGGCCAGCUCAAAGAGAACGCCGACUUCAAAGUGCGUGCCCUGCUGCGCCUUUACGCUGAUAAUGCUCAAUGCAAGCACGUUUACCUCGCUGCCUGCCACGAUGUGGGCUACAUCUCGGAACUGGCGCCCUUUAUGGGGAACAGCGCCAAAUUCACCCUUAUUAACUCGCCGGGCAUUCACUUCCAUGAAGAGUUCACCAAGCUGGGUAUGGGCAUCGAGGAGUUCCGUGGCGUGUUUCGGAGUACUCCCUUAGAAGGCUCGCUUCCAUUCCGCCCCCUUACUUCACAUAACGUCAAUGCCAAGUCUGCUACGCAGGCGAUCCCGCCUGCAAAGCAACCUUUGGUCUCAG